Cuscuta epithymum is the source of this 1477-nucleotide messenger RNA. The record is from the annotation of a GenBank genome assembly. Lineage: Eukaryota; Viridiplantae; Streptophyta; Magnoliopsida; Solanales; Convolvulaceae.
CCCACUAACGUUUCUUGUAAACAGACAUUUCUGAAUUCCAAGCAACUUAAAAUAAAAGGAAAAAGUAUGUCUCCACCGUCAUUUUUGCCAUGCUUAGACCUUUGAAAAAGGAUAUUAUCAGCUGUGGAUGGUGUUCAAAGGGCGAAUUCUCUCUUCAAAAAACAUAGUGCUUCUAACACAGAUGGAUCCUCUAAUAGCCUACGAUCGGUCGCAUCGAACUCUCCGAUCUGAACCAAUAAAAAAGGCAAAGUAUGGUUCUACAUCCAAGGACGGCGACUCCCCUGGUAAUUAAUCGCUGGCUUCUGGUCUAGCUGCUAACGGCAAGGAUUUCACACCCGUAAGUCCGAAUCCUAAUUAAGGAGGAAGGGAGGGUUUAGUCUCUUCAAAGCUUAAGAAAUCAGGGUCUGUGGAAGUCAAGGAAGUCUUAUUACACUCGUCGUUAUCAGCUUCACCAAUUUUAACUUCUUCAUUAGGGUUAAAUAAGAUUAGAAAUCUGGACCGUUGCCUCAGGGGAGCUUCUUCGGGUAAUAGGUGUAGAGAGGAGCUUCUUCGAGUAAUAGGUAUAGAGAUAAAGUGGGUGGUUUGGGUACAAAGAGGAGCUUCUUCUGUAGUAAAUUGUCUAAUACAGGUAUAGAAGCAGUCGUGUCUUGUGGCCUGGAAUUCUGGAAAGAAGAAGAGUGAAAAACAACUAAUGGGAAAUUCUAGUUGGGUGGAUCAUUGGAGCAAUUCAGAUAGAAUGCCAACUGUGAGUACACCUUCCAUAGAACAGAGUCCCCAUGUAACAGGUCCAUCUACAUCGCAGAAUGUUGAGCCUCCUUCUGAAGCAGGGAAAUCGAUGGACGCUACGUAUCUAGCAAUCUUACCAGGGUUUAUUGUUUGGCAAAUAUGGAAAAACUAUUGGGAGAUAAUCUGUAAAGAGGUAGCACCGACUAAAGAGGGGACUCUUAACCAGAUCUGUAAAAUCAAGGAAGCAUGGUGUUAUGCGAAAUUGCGAAUGACCAUCUUGUUGGGUGUGUGAAAUUGAAGGCGAUCUGAAUCUAAAAAUAGGAGGAAUCACAACUUGAAUUUACUUUGCUCUCUCAAAUAUUAUUCAUGAGGGACAUCUUCUACCUCUUCGUGACCAAUACUAGUAUCUUGAAGGCUUGUGGUUGAAAACUAUGUCUCUUUUUCAAUCGGGAGCAAGGCAUGUGAUAUUUCAAAUCGUGGCAUGAGAUGGAUUCAGAAGGUCAAGAAUGAGAGAUUUAAAGCAAAUGAGAAUUACAUACUUCAUUUUUUGUAAUUAGUUAUGUUGCACAGUUAAAUAUCUUGUAUUAAAAUGAUAGUGUAUUUAAACUUUCUUUUUGGUCACAGACAAAUAUAGUUUGUUGUAAGUGUAUUUGUAAAGAUAAGUUUUAACCAAUUGUUUGUAUACAGAUAACUUUUAUACAAGCUUGUUUUGUCUGUGUGUAGACAAUUUCUAUAAAGUUUUUGUUUCUAC